AUGUCGAGUCACUACCGAAAUCUGUCUCCCAGCCGAGCUCGACACUCCAUGAUUGACCCCAUGAGAGCGUCAACCGGCAUGGUAGAACUAAACUCCUCCUACGACCCUUAUGAUGCACCAAGGCGUUACGAUUUUGCCGACUACCCAUCCGAUACUGGAUACGCCAGUGCUUUUGGGUACCGCUCAGGGCGACCAUCAAAACUCGAGGCCCACCAAAUAUCGUCUCAUCGACCUCGCACCAGACACAGAAGCAACACAUCAACACAAGCCGACUACGAGACGCCAGUACGUCUGGCUGUACCUCCCACAUCCCGUCAACAUCUCUCGCCCGUGCACCACUCAAUUCACCGCCGUACCCCGAGCCCUCUUCAUACAGAUUCCGGCCAUCAUAUAACCCCUGCUUCCUCUCGACACCCCGCCCAUCGCCGAAUCUACAGCACUGACUAUGCGAGCGAUACGGGCCAUAUCGGCCCACGGAAUGAUGCCAGACACAGGACUGAUCACAGUGCACAUCAAUACCGUGUCCACCCGCCCCCUCGCUCACCGCGCUAUCCAGCGUAUGACGGACUGAGGAAAGGCGAUGACAUAGAUGACUUUGACGCAUAUUCAUACACCAAUGCCCGUGAGCAAUUCGACCGGGACUACCCUGUCAAGCCGCGCCAUCGCGGGCCGAGAUAUUCUGUCGAUCGGCCGCUCAGUAACACUGGCGUGGAAGAAACCCCCCAAUGGGCAACACGAAAAGACCGUCCUCAUGGCCCACCCCCAACAUCCUGGGGCCUUGACAAGCUUGGGCGUGAACGGCCACGAAGCUCAGCGUAUGGCCAAGAUGACCAUCGGGACCCACAUAGAUCGAAUGAUGGAUUCCAUGAUCAAGCCCUGGUUGCCGUACCUCAAGACUCUGACGCUGAAUACCCCUCCCGACGUGACGAGCGUCGCCGCCGCCGUGCCCACGGAGCGCGCCACGCGAACGAUCGGGAGCACCGCUAUCCAGAAGACCAUCACCCCAAACCACAUGACGUCGGCGCGCUCGCUAAUAUAGGACUUGGAACUGCGGCCUUGGGAGGCGGAUACUCUGACAUGUCGGACUACGAUAACCACCGUCCGUCACAACGCAAGCACAGACGGCCACACGGCGAACAUGACCACGAUGCCCAGCCCUUAUCGCGUGAGCUGGUAGAAGCAGCUCCAGCCAAUGAAAGAACCAAGCAAGCUUACUUGGACCCUGCCGAUGCCCGUCGCCACGGUCGAUCGCGGCGACACUCUAGGCGGCGGACGCACAUCGAUGAUGCCGACACGUCAGAUGAAGACCUGCGAAACUACAGACGUGAGCCCGCACGUCGCAGGCACAGCAGCACCGACACCGAGAGCGACCGUGACCGGGACCGCAGUCGGGACCGCUCGCACCACAGGCGAGACCGCGACCAUUCGCGUGGAUACCGAUUUUCUCGCUCCCACCGCAUGCUGGAGGAUGAUCACGCCAUUGACUCGCGACGAUCGCCCCCGGUCGACAAGGCCAAAGAUGACCCCCGAAGACUUAUUGCUGUCGAGCCAGCUGCUCCAAAGGAGCCCGAUGCUCCUCCCAAGGGAAUCCUCAAGGCUCCGCGCCCGGCCUUCCCAGAGGAGCCCAAUCCAGUGAGAGAGGGGGUCGCUCCCCUCAAAGAUGCCCAUAAGCAAGGGAUCCCACCGGGAGCUCGCUGGACGAAGAUCGACCGGCGGCUUGUGAAUCCGGAGGCAUUGGAAGCGGGCAAUGAACGGUUCGAGGAGCGGUCGGAUUAUGUGAUUGUGUUGAGGGUUUUGAGCAAGGAGGAGAUCCAGCAGUAUGCUGUCAAGACACAGGAGAUCAGAGAUACUCGACACAAGGAACAGCUGCGCGAGAGACGCAAGUCUAGGGAUGAGACUCAACGCCACGGCCGCCGGGGCGAGGAGUCUUCCAGCGACGACGAGGACGAGGGCGAGGAAGAGCCCUGGAAGCAGCUCGAAGCGGCCGCUGCACCACCCGCACAGAAGAUGUCCUUGCCGUCGCGUCCACGCGCGUCGACCAACUCAAUGCAUGAGGCUGAACGGCCUAGGAUGAGCAAUCCGGCUGCUGCGCCGGUAUAG
Messenger RNA from Penicillium verrucosum, 2100 nucleotides. RefSeq lists its product as uncharacterized. The transcript has 3 exons. The record is from RefSeq and is a predicted model, not a curated record. Bases 1 to 2100 code for a protein of 699 amino acids. Lineage: Eukaryota; Fungi; Ascomycota; Eurotiomycetes; Eurotiales; Aspergillaceae.